Melitaea cinxia (Glanville fritillary) is the source of this 561-nucleotide messenger RNA. RefSeq lists its product as uncharacterized. The transcript has 2 exons. Lineage: Eukaryota; Metazoa; Arthropoda; Insecta; Lepidoptera; Nymphalidae. The record is from RefSeq and is a predicted model, not a curated record. The coding region runs from base 23 to 190 and encodes 55 amino acids.
GACAAAACUACUGGUUUGGACAAUGAAAACGACACAAAUCGCCCAGUACGCUCUGAGACUCACAUAUUCGCAGCCUGCGAGUCGUGACAAAAUGAUGACUAGAUCGGCGUUCGCAUUGGCAGCCAUCGGUCUCGGCCUCUCAACGUUUAGCGUCCGUCAGAUGAUCAUCAAUCAGACCAGACGAAUCUAAACUAAAUCAAUAAGGUUCUAGAACCAUCCUUAAAGAACCGCUUAUAGACGCCAUUAUAAGAUUAAAUGACAUUUCAAAAUGGAGGAUUAACGCACACAAAAAUAAAUCUUAAUAACGUGCACAUAGAAGUUGUACAGUAUUUAUUGUGUUGUGUGUGAGAUAAAAAAAAUUGUAAAACUUUAUUAUGUAAAAAUUGUAACUUAUUUAUAAUUUUAAUUGUGUUUGCUUGUGUGGCCCUAAUAGGCAAUUCUUUUAAAUUCUUAGCAUAAAGUUUUAAGUAUAGUUAUGGAUGGUAAUGAUUAUGAUCGAUUGACUGAACGGUAUCAUGCAGUUUUUUGUGAUGAAAACCAAAUAAAUAUAUACACUAAGUA